Messenger RNA from Rhipicephalus sanguineus (brown dog tick), 3265 nucleotides. It is a transcript of the gene Gart, whose product is annotated as trifunctional purine biosynthetic protein adenosine-3-like. Gene Ontology annotation, molecular function: ATP binding; phosphoribosylformylglycinamidine cyclo-ligase activity; phosphoribosylamine-glycine ligase activity. Gene Ontology annotation, biological process: 'de novo' IMP biosynthetic process; adenine biosynthetic process. Lineage: Eukaryota; Metazoa; Arthropoda; Arachnida; Ixodida; Ixodidae. The record is from RefSeq and is a predicted model, not a curated record. Gene Ontology annotation, cellular component: cytosol.
GAAACGUCCGUGCGUUGGCCGCCGAUGCACGGGGGGCCUGCCCGCCGUCUCGCUAUCUUAUCACGUAUGGUCUGAGCCGCUUCAAUUGCCCUCUGGUUCCCAUCAUUCCAGACGCAGCGGGCGACAGGGUGCAAGCGAAGACUGGCCACUUUCGCUCGGUGCCCCUUCGAGUGCGUCGCGUGGAGGAAGAGGUCAACUACGAACUUUUUGCGAAGCUACGCCGAGCGUCGUCAGCCAUGUACGACAAGGUCUUGGUCAUCGGGAACGGUGGCCGCGAGCACGCCAUCGUGUGGAAGCUCGCGCAGUCGCCUCGCAUCCAAACCAUCUACGUUGCACCGGGAAACGCCGGCACCAGCACCGAAUCCAAGGCUGUCAACGUCGACAUAGACGUGAAGAGCAAUAAGACGGUCGUCGAUUGGUGCAAAGCGAAUGGCAUCGCCCUCGUAGCCAUCGGCCCGGAGGAGUACCUGUGUCGCGGUCUUGCGGAUGAUCUCGAAGCGGCCGGUGUCAAAUGCUUCGGCCCCAGCGCCAAGGCAGCGGAAAUCGAAGCGAGCAAGGCGUUCUCGAAGGAUUUCAUGGCCAAGCACGGCAUCCCGACAGCGCAGUACCAGAACUUCGAGAAUGCGGAGAGCGCCAAAACCUACAUCCGAAACGCCGACUUCCCGGCUCUCGUCGUCAAGGCAAGUGGUCUGGCCGCCGGCAAAGGGGUCAUUGUCGCUGCUGAUAAGACUGAAGCCAUUGCUGCCAUCGACACUAUCAUGAAGGACAAGGUCCUCGGGUCAGCUGGGGACACCGUCGUAGUCGAGGAGCUGCUCGACGGUGACGAGAUCUCCGUGCUGGUCUUUUCUGAUGGCGUCAACUACUCCGUCAUGCCACCAGCCCAGGACCACAAGAGGCUCAAAGAUGGCGACCAGGGGCCUAACACUGGCGGGAUGGGGGCGUACUGUCCUUGUCCACUCGUUUCCGAUCAAGUCAUGGAGCAGAUCAGAGUCGAGGUCGUGCAAAGAACCCUGGAUGGCAUGCGCAAAGAUGGAAGAAAGUUUGUAGGUGUGCUUUUUGCCGGAAUCAUGCUGACAAAGUCUGGGCCCAAGGUUCUGGAAUUCAACUGUAGAUUUGGAGACCCCGAAACGGAAUCUGUAUUGCCUUUGCUUGAGUCAGACCUCUAUGAGACAAUGCUAGCUUGCACUGAAGGCAACCUUCCACGAGCUCUUCCCGUUUGGAAGAAGAACCUGUAUGCCGUUGGUGUUGUCCUUGCCAGUGGUGGCUACCCUCAAAGCUAUCCGAAAGGCAAGAUCAUCACAGGCCUUGAGAAAGCCAGGGAGCAUGGCGUGCAGAUAUUUCAUGCUGGCACAACAAAGAGUGAGAAUCACAUUGUGACAUCUGGUGGACGUGUAAUGGUCUGCCUUGCUACUCACAGUGACCUCCGAACUGCAAAGCAGCUUGCACAGCUCGGUGCAGAGAUUGUGCACUUCGAAGGAAAGUUCUUCCGGCAUGACAUUGCCUUCAGGGCCAUUGGCCGUGUGUCAAAGAAAGAUCCGCUGACAUACUCAAUGUCUGGAGUGGACAUUGCGGCUGGCGAUCGUCUGGUAAAAAGCAUCACUGCGCUGACCGAUUCGACCAAACGGCCUGGUACAAUGGGAUCGAUCGGUGGAUUUGGAGGACUGUUUGACUUGAAAGCUGCAGGCUAUACAGAUCCUAUUCUUGUCUCAGGCACUGAUGGCGUUGGCACAAAACUUGAAAUUGCUCAGAGCUUUCACUUCCAUGACACAAUUGGUAUUGACCUUGUUGCAAUGUGUGUAAAUGACAUCCUAGCUCAGGGUGCAGAGCCUCUGUUCUUUCUGGAUUACUUUGCCUGUGGUAAGCUGGAUCCUGGAGUUGCCAAGCAAGUGAUUGCUGGAAUCGCUGAAGGUUGCAGGCAGGCCAAGUGCUCAUUGAUUGGUGGUGAAACGGCAGAAAUGCCAGGAAUGUAUGCCAUUGGUGACUAUGAUUUGGCUGGAUUUUCUGUUGGAGCUGUGGAACGAGACAGAGUCCUCCCUAGAAGUGACAUCAAGGAUGGUGAUGUCAUCAUUGGAUUUCCAUCAUCUGGUAUCCAUAGCAAUGGCUACAGCUUGGUGCGCAAAGUGGUGGAGCGUGCAGGCCUUCGUUAUGGUGACCGAGCGCCUUUUGAGGAAUCAAAAAAGCUUGGUGAAGUACUGCUGACACCGACGAAGAUUUACAUCAAGAUGCUGCUCAAUGCUGUGAAGAAAGGAUAUAUCAAAGCCCUUGCUCACAUCACUGGUGGUGGCCUCACUGAAAACAUACCAAGGGUAUUGCCACCUGGCUAUGGUGCAUUUUUGGACUGCAACAACUGGGUAAUUCAGCCAGUGUUCAAGUGGAUUGCCAAUGAAGGCAACAUUGGUGAUGAGGAAAUGCUGAGAACAUUCAACUGUGGCAUUGGUAUGGUUGCCAUUGCAUCUCCGUCAGAUGCUCAAGCCAUCAUUGAUGAGUCUGAAGGACAAGGACGUAUUGUUGGACAGAUCUUGGCCAUUGAAGAGGGCUCUCCAAAGGUUAACGUUCGAAACUUUCAGGAAUCUCUAAACACUCGUGCUGACAAAAUUGUGAAGAAAAAGUUUGGAGUGCUCAUUUCAGGGUCGGGAACAAACCUUCAGGCUCUUAUUGAUCACAUCGAGCACAUGAAUGGGCGAAGUGCAGCUGAAAUUGUCCUUGUCAUCUCAAAUGUGGACGGUGUGGAAGGCCUUCGUAGGGCUCAAAGAGCUGGAAUCCCAACUAAGGUCAUCAGCCACAAGGGUUAUAAAGUGAGGGCUGAGUAUGACAUGAAACUGCAUGAAGCACUAACAGCAGCAGGAGUAGAAUUCAUUAUCUUAGCAGGUUUCAUGAGGAUCAUAACAGCAGAGUUUAUUAACAAGUGGCCUGGCAAGAUCAUCAACAUCCAUCCAUCUUUGCUGCCUUCCUUCAAGGGACAUGAUGCUCACAGGCAAGUUUUGGCUGCUGGGGUGAAGAUUACGGGCUGCACCGUUCACUUUGUGGUGCCUGAAAUUGAUUCUGGUGCAAUAAUUGCACAGGGAGCAACAACUGUGGAAAUAGACGACACUGAGGAAACUUUGCAAGAGCGCGUGAAGAAGGUUGAGCACAGAGUUUUCCCAGAAGCUAUGGAAAUGGUGGCACAAGGCAAGGUUUUCCUUCAACCUGAUGGCAAGAUUGUCUUCACUAGAAAUGACUGAAGUUGUAUGUGCUUCGUGAGUCAAGUACAUGACAUGAAUUAAAU